Molecule: messenger RNA, 792 nt
Organism: Pseudopipra pipra
Lineage: Eukaryota; Metazoa; Chordata; Aves; Passeriformes; Pipridae
Product: olfactory receptor 14J1-like
Exons: 1
Biological process (GO): G protein-coupled receptor signaling pathway
Cellular component (GO): membrane
Molecular function (GO): G protein-coupled receptor activity; olfactory receptor activity; odorant binding
Source: RefSeq, a predicted model, not a curated record
AUGGGCUUCUUCCUGCUCAACCUCUCCCUCACAGACCUGGGCUGCAUCUGCACCACUGUCCCCAAAGCCAUGCACAAUUCCCUCUGGGACACCACUACCAUCUCUUACAUGGGAUGUGCUGCACAGGCCUUUUUCUUUUAUUUCUUCAUGUCAACUGAGUUUUCCCUCCUCACCAUCAUGUGCUACGACCGCUACGUUGCCAUCUGCAAACCCCUGCACUACGGGACCCUCCUGGGCAGCAGAGCUUGUGCCCACAUGGCAGCAGCUACCUGGGCCACCGGGUUUCUCAGUUCUCUGCUGCACACAGCCAAUACAUUUUCCCUGCCCCUGUGCCAGGGCAAUGCCCUGGGCCAGUUCUUCUGUGAAAUCCCACACGUCCUCAAGCUCUCCUGCUCACACUCAGGCUACCUCAGGGAAAUUUGGCUUAUUGUUGUUACUGUCUGUUUAGUGUUUGGUUGUUUUGUUUUCAUUGUUUUCUCCUAUGUGCAGAUCUUCAGGGCUGUGCUGAGGAUCCCCUCUCAGCAGGGACGGCACAAAGCCUUUUCCACGUGCCUCCCUCACCUGGCCGUGGUCUCAAUCUUUGCCAGCACUGGCACGUUUGCCUACCUGAAGCCCCCCUCCAUCUCCUCCCCAUCCCUGGAUCUGGCACUAUCAGUUCUGUACUCGGUGGUUCCUCCAACACUGAACCCCCUCAUCUACAGCCUGAGGAACCAGGAGCUCAAGGAUGCCCUGAGAAAAAUGAUGACUGGAUGCUUUUCAAGAGCAAAAAAGUGCCUGUUUUCUGGUGCGUAG